This is a messenger RNA of Selaginella moellendorffii, 1255 nucleotides long. Its product is annotated as dihydrolipoyllysine-residue acetyltransferase component of acetoin cleaving system. Bases 132 to 1100 code for a protein of 322 amino acids. The record is from RefSeq and is a predicted model, not a curated record. The transcript is spliced from 5 exons. Lineage: Eukaryota; Viridiplantae; Streptophyta; Lycopodiopsida; Selaginellales; Selaginellaceae.
ACUACUUCCUUUCGAGCUGUUUCUAACAAGUUAGGUGCCGGUACUGGGAUACACUCAAAGAAGCUCGCUCAGUGUGGAGUUUUAUUAAGGCUCCUGCUCGAAAGAGAACCUCGCCGGCCUGGACCUCAACAAUGGGGGGUUGCGGCUGCUUCAGCAUCACAACGCUCGCAAGCAAGCGCCUUCACUCCAAGUUCGUGUCCGCGGGUCUGGAAUUAAGAUCGAUCCAAGCGGACAACACCACAGUGAUCCAGUGCUGGGUUCCCAAGCGGAAAAAAUCCUCUAGCAGCGGCAGCUCCAAGCGCGCGGUGCUGCUGAUCCACGGCUUUGGAGCCAAUGCAAUGUGGCAGUGGUCCUCGCAACUCAAGGAGCUGGGGUCGGAGAUGGAGCUCUACAUCCCAAACUUGAUCUUUUUCGGGGAGUCGACCACCACCAGUCCCAACAGGUCGGAGGUGUACCAGGCCAAGAGCUUGAUGAACGUCAUGGAGGCGCUGGGAGUGCACAGGUUCGACGUUGUCGGUGUGAGCUACGGAGGGUUUGUGGCCUUCCGGAUGGCUCAUCUUUUUCCUCAGGCCGUGGAGAGGGUGGUGAUCGCGAGCUCCGGAGUUUGUAUGACUCCGCUGGACGUGGACUCCAUCACCAAGACGGCCAAAGUGGAGGCCGUGUCCGACUUUUUGCUGCCGACCACUCCCGACGAGCUCCGCAAGCUCAUUAAGUUGUCCUUCUACAGGCCGUCGUCGUGCCUCCUCGACUGCGUCCUUGAAGAUUACAUCAAUCUGCUGUACAUCGAGAGGCGGGAGGAGAAAGUGGAGUUGCUCCAAGGCUUGCAGCUGGGUGUUGAUCAGCAGGAGGAUCCAACGCCUCUGCCGGUUCUCACGCAGGAAUCUUUGAUAAUUUGGGGAGAGCACGACCAGAUUUUUCCUGUUGCGCUUGCGCACAAAGUGAAAAGCCAUCUGGGUGACAAAUCCAAGCUGGUUAUUCUCAAGAAAGCGUCGCACGCCGUCCAGAUUGAGCAAGCACACCAAUUCAACACUCACAUCCUCGAGUUCCUGAGACGCGGAGGAGGAAAGGCCUCCACAAAUGGCCGCGUCAAGAAGGCAUGAAUUCUUCGAAGAACACCUGAAUGAUUUCUUCAAAGAAUGUGCUGCCAAGGUGCCAAGGACGUGAAUUCCGUGCGAAAGAAUCAAGGAGACAAUAGAAAUAAUACUAGGACAAGAAUAUGUACAGGAGAAAAUAAGACAAUGGGUUUAUCUCAAAA